AGUAUCGUUCAGUAAAACUUUUGCAUGAACCGAGAAGAGUCAGUCUGACUCAGGUUACUUUGUAGACAGGAGCUAUGGGUGUAGUUUCCUAAGUUUCAGACACUCAGUGUAGCCUAUUUAAAUUUUUUAAACCUGUAAUAGAUUGUUUCUAUGUGGUUUUUUUUGUUUUCUUUUAUUAGUUUUAGUUAUGGCCAUGUGUCGCCGUCUCUUCCUGGUUGCUUCCCUGUAUGGUUUUUUGUGUUGCGCAGGUGGAGCCUCGGAGAAUAGUGUAUCAAGGAAGAUCCAGGCCCUUGCUGGUGAUACUGUCGUUCUGCCCUGCCACAUCAGUGUCAGUGAUGACAUCCCAACAGUAGAGUGGUCCAAAGAAGGUCUGCAUCCAGACGUCGUCUUCCUGUACCGUGAUGGCUGUGAGACCCACGAGAUGAAGAAUCUGGACUUCCAGUUCAGGUCAAACCUCUUCAUGAACGAACUGAAAUAUGGAAACAUCUCACUGAGGGUUACCAACGUGCAGCUGUCUGAUGAAGGAACAUACAUUUGCAAGACGCUCCAGAAGCCGCAUCGGCAGGUCGUUGCAGUGGAGCUUGUUGUGGGUGCAGUUUCUGAGCCAAAGCUCUCAGCUGUUCCUGCUGUGGAUGGUGGAAAGACUCUGCAGUGUGAAGCCAACUGCUGGUGGCCGGAGCCUGAGAUAACGUUUCAUGAUGAACAGGGAAACAACAUCAGCGCUGAAACCCAGAAGAGUUAUCUAAACUCCAGGGGAUGUUUCACUGUCACAAGGAGAGCGACUGCUACCACCAACAGGGUCACCUGCAGAGUUCACCAGCCGCAGAUAAAUCAGAUGAGGGUCACAGAUAUUUACAUGCCAGAUGACAGCAAGAUAUCCUGCACUGUAAUCGUCAUCAUCGUUGGUCUGAUAAUCAUAAUACUUUGUGCAUUUAUUGCCUACUUGUACAAGAAAUGUGGAAAAUCAGCUGGGGGACAUAAAUUGCCAGACAAUGGAAGUACAACAGAGGUUUACACCCAGAGAAACCAGGCUGACAUGGGAAAUGACUGCAAUGAACAUCUGAGAUACAUAGAUGAACUGAUGUUGAGCCUUCACAACAAAGAAAAGAUCAUCGACCAACUAACUGAAGAGCUGAAAGAAGUCAGAUCUAAGCAGAGUCACGUUGUGUGCCAGCAUGACCAGCCCCUGUUUGACCAUAGUCCUUCUAAUCCCUCACCAGACGUCUCAAAACCCAAUAACCCACCCCCACACCAGUUUCCCUACGACAACAAUCCAAAACCAGCGUCCUCAACAAAUGGCAAACGUCCAAAAUCUGUCAACCUACCCCAGAUCAAAGAUUCAAAACCUGGCGUCUCAAUACAAUUUACAGCAGCUGGCCCCCUGAUCCAAAGAAGCGGUCACAGCCACAGCAGCCCUGCUCUUUUGACAGAUUACAGUGCUGUGUUGCCCGGUCCUUUUUCAGAGGAAAAUCCUGUUCGCCGCACAAUGAGCCUGUCUGUGCCUCGUCGAAACAAUUACAGGGCCCAACGUAGAUCCACCUUCUCCACCCUGUCUAAUAACCCGUACAGUGUUCUGGCAGAUUUGCCUGAAGAUUCGGAGCUGUUGCUGUCAUGAGAACAGCAGGAAUGUGAUUGUGAAACUAAAAUCUGUGGUGCUCGUGGCUGGGAGUUUCGGUGGGUUUUAUACAAAUAGUUGGCAUAACAAAUAUUUACAAAAUGCUUGGGACCCUUUGUAACUCGGUGAACUGGCAGCAGCUGGCAGCAAAGGUUUCAGACAUCUCGAAACCUUGUAUGUAGCAGUGUGCAACAUAUGGUGAUCUGACCUUUUUAGACCCAUCUUAUAAUACCCGUUACACAUGGAGUCCUUUUUUUCUCUUCAGGUGAAAAACAAUUUAUUAAUUUAAUAUUUCAGAAUUAAUGCAUUCAUUCUCGAAAUUUAAAUAUUUCAUCUGUAGCAAUAAGCUUAAAAAGUGUUUCUGGGGUUGUUUGUUUAGUUUUUUGACCGUUCAGCAUUAUCACAGUUUCAAAAAGUUGUCUGAAGUCAGCGAGUGGUCCACCUGGCUGUCCAAUUGCAAGUCACCCUGGAUGGUGACCCUCAGGACUCUUGACUCAUUGAUUCAGAUUUCUGGUAUUUAAACCAUGAAAGCUGUUUUUGCAGUUACUUUAUGUAGAUUCAUUAUCAUGUUAUCAACCUAAUGUAAAAUUUCUCUUUAUGCUGCAUUUUUAUAUGUAUUCUGUCUGUUCAGUGCAUAAUCUUUAUUUCAAAAGUCCUGUGCACAUUUCACAUAUGCAUUAAACUACUUAGGGAUAGAUUU
Micropterus salmoides (largemouth bass) is the source of this 2315-nucleotide messenger RNA. Its product is annotated as butyrophilin subfamily 2 member A2-like. The coding region runs from base 188 to 1615 and encodes 475 amino acids. The record is from RefSeq and is a predicted model, not a curated record. Lineage: Eukaryota; Metazoa; Chordata; Actinopteri; Centrarchiformes; Centrarchidae. The transcript has 6 exons.